Molecule: messenger RNA, 426 nt
Organism: Medioppia subpectinata
Lineage: Eukaryota; Metazoa; Arthropoda; Arachnida; Sarcoptiformes; Oppiidae
Source: the annotation of a GenBank genome assembly
AUGCCUCAGUUUUCUAGUACUCUGCUUAACGCCCAGAGCGCUGUACAACAGCCACCGGCCAAUCAAGUAGUCAACAAUCCCUCAUCAGUGGCACCAGUAGUCAAAGCUGAUCCUCCGACCCCAACCACCAGCACAACCCCCGCACCCGUGACAACAAGUCCGGCGCCUCCCACGCCAACCCCUCCGCCCAAUCCCGACAGCUGGACGGGUAAUGUGACCGCCGGUAACACGACAUGCAUUCGCGCCCAGUUCUCGGUUCAGGUGAUCGUGAAGUACAACAACACCAACAAUACUAAAGAGUUGGAGACCGGGUUUGAUAUCCCGAAAGGCGCUGUCGUCGAUGUGAGCAAGAGUUUCUGCAGUAGCGAUAAAGAACCGUUGGAAGCGCUGACCAUUAGNUUUGCCAUUGGAUUCAAGCAGUCUUAA